CACACACACACACACACUAGGGGAACCGUCAUUUUCCUACGCACCCUCUGACAUCAGCCACCUUCUCUGCAGCGACAGUUUUCUCUGCACUCAAAUUAAUCUGGGCGAUGAAAAAUGAACCUCUCCCCCACCCUAGCUGCCGCCUUUCGCCUCACGCCCCCAGAGAAGAGUUUCUCCGCCAGGAAGCCGGUGAAGGUUUUUUUCCAAGUCACAUGAUCCAGGAUGCAGGGGGAGAAUCCUUCUUGGAACAGAGAUGGGCCCUGAACCGGAUCAGAUGAGGAGAGAUAAGGUGUGAUGCGGGGCAGCCUAUAUAAAGAAUGGACCCAGGGCUGCAGCAAGCACGCAGCCCCGGAGCCCCUGGCGCAGACCCAGCCAUGCACGUGCCGCCAGAACCCGUGGCCAGACACUUGGGAACCACGACCCGCAACUACUUCUGCUUCACCACCGCCACGCUGGCUCUGUGUCUCAUCUUCACUGUGGCCACCAUCAUGGUGCUGGUGGUUCAGAGGACGGACUCCGUUCCCAGCCCGCCUGACAACUUCCCCCUCAAAGGAGGAAAUUGCUCAGAAGACCUCUUAUGUAUCCUGAAAAGGGCUCCUUUCAAGAAGUCAUGGGCCUACCUCCAAGUGUCCAAGCAUCUCAACAAUACCAAGUUGUCUUGGAACAAAGAUGGAAUUGUCCAUGGCGUCAGAUACCAGGAUGGGAAUCUGGUGAUCCAGUUCCCAGGUUGGUAUUUCAUCAUCUGCCAGCUGCAGUUUCUGGUUCAAUGCUCAAAUCAUUCCAUGGACCUGAAGUUGGAGCUCCUCGUCAACACAGAGGUCAAAAAACAGGCCCUGGUAACAGUGUGCGAGUCUGGAAUACAAACCAAAAACAUAUACCAGAAUCUCUCCCAAUUCUUGCUGGACUACUUGCCAGUCAACACCACCAUAUCAGUCAUGGUGGAUAAGUUCCAGUAUGUGGAUACAAACACCUUUCCUCUUGAGAAUGUGUUAUCCGUUUUCUUAUACAGUGGUUCAGACUGAGAAAUUUCUCUUGGCCUGCAGAAGAAAACGACUCUCUACCAUACAGUAUUUCAUCCGUUCGUCCCAACACUUGGGCAAAAAGAAAACGUUAGAGCAAGACUGAACUCGCAAAGGUAUUAAGUAGUAUACGUCUCCUUCUGUCUGUUGGGAAGAUACAGCUCCAGGGUUAAAAAAGGGAAGUAUUUUUCAGGUAGAAGACAGGGAAGCAGUGUGGUAUGGUGGGAAGAGCCCUAACUCUCUGGGCCUCGGAAGGGAGUGGGUUGCCCCAACCCAACCAUUCAUUCACUAUUUAACCUUGAGCUAUGCUUUCCCCUCCUGGAACUCAGACUCCAGAUCUGAAAAAUUAGGGGAUUUGGUUUGAAUCUCUCCAAAGUUUCCUUCACCUCAGAAGAUCAGACCUGUGAGCUGAAAUUCCAGGCAGAGAUCUGGAAGGUCCCAACCAAAGGAAGGCCCCACCUACCAGUAUGAACUGAUGGUAUCACUAACAUCUGACUGCAUGUCAUCCCAGCAAGUCAGAAUGUGGGGACAAUGUUCACCUGCCUUGCAGAAUAUGCCAUGUGUUCAGCAAACACCCCACCAGCCUGCAAUGGCCAAGGUGAUAUGGUCAUUUAGCCAGGAAACAGCUGCUGUCAUCUCCUGAAUGAUAUAUGGCUGUUUUAUACUUCAAAUAACCCUUAGAAAAUCAGUUCUGUGAUGGACUUUUAAGUCCCGACAAAGUUGUUGAUAGACAAUGGUGACGCUGGAAAUGGGGAGAACGUAGGAGCCCGGCAGCCUCCUGACCUGAUUUGAGCAGCUGGGAGAGUUCUCCAGCUACAUCAAGUUUGACACUCCCGCAUCGUCUUUGAAAGAGCGCCUUAUUUGUUGGAGGACUUUGACAAACAUCGGAGUUGGAAGUGUAACCCCUGAGGAUAGAGUUGAGUGAGAAAAGAAGACCGUCUGCUACUGCACAGAAGAGUGGAGCAAACGUUCAUUUUUUCAAGAAGGGAAAAGGUCUAAAAAAAAAAGAAGAAGAAGAAGGCCAGGCACUGUGGCACAUGCUUGUAAUCCCAAAGGCUCAGGAGGCUGAGGCAGGAGGAGCACGAGUUCAAAGUCAGCCUCUGCAAAAAGCAAGGCACUAAGCAACUCAGUGAGACCCUGUCUCUAAUAAAAUACAAAAUAGGGCUGGGGAUGUGGCUCAGUGGUCGAGUGCCCCUGAGUUCAAUCCCCGGUACCACUCCCCCCGAAAAGAAGAAGGAAACCACAGCAGUUGUGGUAUGGAUAGAGAGCAACGUGGAAAAAACAAAUGACCAAGGGGAAAGUGUAAGUCCCUCUCUGAGCAGCGUGCCUUGUCCACCUCCUCAUAGGUCACCCCUGUGAACCAUUCAGUAAAGCCUACCUUUCUCUUCAACUCUUUCUAAGAGUAGAUUCUGAGGGAGGAGCAGGCAUUGGAAGAGGGAUUGAAUUCCGUGAGCCAAGUGGCACAUGGUUAAAAGAGAGAGGCACACAAAGCUAGAGAAUAAGGGGAUAUCUGGCAUUUUAGUUGCACACUAAUGGGUUAGGACUCGUGAAUUUCCAUUGGACGGACUCAUGCAUUCUUUCUUUUAAUUUAAUUUAAUUUGUUCUUUUUUAGGUCUACAUGACAGUAGAGUAUAUUUUGACAUAGUAUACACUCAUGAAUGCAUUCUUGAAAAGGUACACUCAACCUAAUUGUGUAUAAACAAAGCAAAUGUUCUUCCCUCUCAUUCCUAAUUUGUUUUCACAUUUUACCAACUGACUUUCAUGCAAUGAGUGGUUCUUAAUCUGAUUUGCCACACAAUGCUCAGAAAGCCAAAGGCAUAAAAAUAAAUAGAUAAAUAAAUAUAAAUAUCAAUAAGUCAAAGUCUACAUAUAUAGGACUCAUGAUGAUUAAAACCAAAUUCUGUUACUCUGGAGGACUAAGCAUCCCUGGGAAUUUUAUAGCCAAAUGACACCAUCUAUGCAAGUGAAACAAAUCAUUUACCUAACUGAGGUCCCAGGCUACCUAAAAUAUAAGCCUCUACAGCAAAAUGUCAACCUGAGCUUAGAGACCCUUCCCUCUUUCUUUCUCCCACACCCAAUCCAAUCACACACAAUAUACUUGCAGAACAUGUAGAGGAAGGUGAUGGUGAGUUGAUGAACAAUACCAAGUUCAAGGUAGACCUGCCCUUGAAAAAAAAAAAUCACAUGACCUUGUCCAUGUUCACUAACUUUAUUUUCAACUGGCCUCCCAUCAUCUAGCCAGGCCUCCCAUAACUGCACCACCUAAUUCCUCCUCAGAAUCCCCCAGUCACACAAAAGGUGGCUCAGAAAAUGGCCCAGUGCCCAGAAAGGUUUUAAUAUGAAUAGUCACUAAACAGAGGCAGAGCUGAGGGAAGGUGGUCAGAUUCACAAACAGAUGAGACUUCCAGGAUCCCUGGAAUACACUGGCUAUUCCAGCACAGGGGACAAAACCCUUUAAUUAAAAGUAUCCAGAAGUCAGCCAAGUGUCCUCUCUGGUAUGCUCCUGAGACAUCAGCUAAGCCCAGUGGAAUUCCUAUCCGUGGGAAACAGAUGCUUGUCAAGUCCUGGCUAGAAUUUGAACCCAGAAUCUGGUAUCCUAUCUCUGUAAUUCCCCACUAGACUUUAUUGGAGUUCUCCUGUGACCUUUCAUGUACAUAUGUGUGUAUGCGUGCAUACACAUGUACAUAUGCAUCUGUGUAUAUGUAGACAUAUAUUAAUAUGCAUAUACAUAUAUAUAUAUAUAUAUGUAUAUUUUUUCCUACUCACUAUUUUAUAGGUCAUCUACUUAACCAGAGUUCAGGGUAGGAAGCCUGUUUAUUGCUCUGGGAAUUGCAAGACUUAUAUAUGCUUAUAUUUAUUUUUAAUUAAAAAGAGAACAGAAAAGAAUAUUUCUUCCAUUCCUCAUCAGCUUAUUUAAUAACUAUUAAUAUUUUGCCAUAUUUGCUUUUGCUUCUUUUUAAAGUAAAAGAAUACAUAGAGAGUUAAAAUCCCACUCCUCCAUCUAUUUCUCAAUUUCCUCUCCAGAGGUUAUAUGACCACUGCCCAGACGUGUAUGUGUAUGUCUUUCCCUUAGGUAAUUUUAUAUUUGUUUUCCCAUAGGAACACAUAAUACAAUUUUGUGUGAUUUUUAGAAUGUUAAUAAAUGAUAUCAUGCUUAUAUAAUAGUCUGCGACUUGCAUUUUUUAUGUAACAUUGGAAUUUUCAGAUCUACUCUACAUGUGGAUCUAGCUCACCCAUUUAAAUGCUCUGUUCUCCCGUUUGAAUACACCAUCGGGGGUCCAUUCUCCUAGGUAUGGACAUUUAGUUUGCUUACAGGUUUUUGUUGUUACACAAAAUACUGCAAUAAACACAUCUUCUUAUACACCUCCCA
Molecule: messenger RNA, 4389 nt
Organism: Marmota monax (woodchuck)
Lineage: Eukaryota; Metazoa; Chordata; Mammalia; Rodentia; Sciuridae
Gene: Tnfsf8
Product: TNF superfamily member 8
Exons: 4
Coding region: 318-1022 (234 amino acids)
Biological process (GO): immune response; CD8-positive, alpha-beta T cell differentiation
Cellular component (GO): membrane
Molecular function (GO): tumor necrosis factor receptor binding
Source: RefSeq, a predicted model, not a curated record